This is a messenger RNA of Gorilla gorilla gorilla (western lowland gorilla), 3065 nucleotides long. It is a transcript of the gene GPR17, whose product is annotated as G protein-coupled receptor 17. The transcript is spliced from 2 exons. Gene Ontology annotation, molecular function: G protein-coupled receptor activity. Lineage: Eukaryota; Metazoa; Chordata; Mammalia; Primates; Hominidae. The coding region runs from base 612 to 1715 and encodes 367 amino acids. The record is from RefSeq and is a predicted model, not a curated record. Gene Ontology annotation, biological process: phospholipase C-activating G protein-coupled receptor signaling pathway; positive regulation of Rho protein signal transduction. Gene Ontology annotation, cellular component: plasma membrane.
GCCUGGCUGUGCAGGGUGGGGAUGGUGGAUACUGGGAAGCUGGGUGCCCAGAGGAGCCCCAGAAGCUGUGCCAUCAUCAGCACCCACCUGGCCGAAGCCCGCUGGUGACCCCAGUUCAAAGGCAGGCCAGGCGCGCUGUCCUGCCCUGGUUCCGGGCUGCGGGCUGCUCUGGCCCCACCGCCUGCCCACACUGCCACUCACAGGCCUGGGUUGGGGAGGCAGAGUGUUUGGGACCCUCACUCUCCUUCUUCAAUCUUCUGAGUUGACUAAAAUCAAAACAAGAGUGGGUUUCUCUGCUGAGGGUGGGGAGCACCCUAUCCAGACCCAGGGUUCACCAGAUGGACAUGACUUGUUUCCCAGGACUGUCACAGGGCUCUGCACUUGGCCUUCAAACGUGGGCAAGCCACGGGGCCUCCAGGCCUCUCCGGGGCUGCAGAUCCGUCCUCAACAGCGCUGGCCAGUGUCUCUGACGCUGGGUAAAAUGGGUCUUCCCCUCCUGGAAGAGAUGCUGCCCCCUCGUGGUGGAUCUACUCUGGGAGAGAAAAUACUCCCAGCUGGCCUGAUACCCAGGCACAGGCUUCUCCUAAACACAGGUCUCCCCACCUGUCAGGAUGUCCAAACGGAAUUGGUGGGCUAGGUCCAGAAAGCCCCCAAGAGAGAUGCUGAAACUCUCAGGCUCUGACUCCAGCCAAAGCAUGAAUGGCCUUGAAGUGGCUCCCCCAGGUCUGAUCACCAACUUCUCCCUGGCCACGGCAGAGCAAUGUGGCCAGGAGACGCCACUGGAGAACGUGCUGUUCGCCUCCUUCUACCUUCUGGAUUUUAUCCUGGCUUUCGUUGGCAAUACCCUGGCUCUGUGGCUUUUCAUCCGAGACCACAAGUCCGGGACCCCGGCCAACGUGUUCCUGAUGCAUCUGGCCGUGGCCGACUUGUCGUGCGUGCUGGUCCUGCCCACCCGCCUGGUCUACCACUUCUCUGGGAACCACUGGCCAUUUGGGGAAAUCGCAUGCCGUCUCACCGGCUUCCUCUUCUACCUCAACAUGUACGCCAGCAUCUACUUCCUCACCUGCAUCAGCGCCGACCGCUUCCUGGCCAUUGUGCACCCAGUCAAGUCCCUCAAGCUCCGCAGGCCCCUCUACGCACACCUGGCCUGUGCCUUCCUGUGGGUAGUGGUGGCUGUGGCCAUGGCCCCGCUGCUGGUGAGCCCACAGACCAUGCAGACCAACCACACGGUGGUCUGCCUGCAGCUGUACCGGGAGAAGGCCUCCCACCAUGCCCUGGUGUCCCUGGCCGUGGCCUUCACCUUCCCGUUCAUCACCACGGUCACCUGCUACCUGCUGAUCAUCCGCAGCCUGCGGCAGGGCCUGCGUGUGGAGAAGCGCCUCAAGACCAAGGCAGUGCGCAUGAUCGCCAUAGUGCUGGCCAUCUUCCUGGUCUGCUUCGUGCCCUACCACGUCAACCGCUCCGUCUACGUGCUGCACUACCGCAGCCGUGGGGCCUCCUGCGCCACCCAGCGCAUCCUGGCCCUGGCAAACCGCAUCACCUCCUGCCUCACCAGCCUCAACGGGGCACUCGACCCCAUCAUGUAUUUCUUCGUGGCUGAGAAGUUCCGCCACGCCCUGUGCAACUUGCUCUGUGGCAAAAGGCUCAAGGGCCCGCCCCCCAGCUUCGAAGGGAAAACCAACGAGAGCUCGCUGAGUGCCAAGUCAGAGCUGUGAGCGGGGGGCGCCGUCCAGGCCGAGCGCAGACUGUUUAGGACUCAGCAGACUCAGCAAGAGGCAUCUGCCCUUUCCCCAGCCACCUCCCCAGCAAGCAACCUGAAAUCUCAGCAAAUGCCAUUUCUCUAGAUCGCCUAGUCUCAACCCAUAAAAAGGGAGAACUGACAAAGGGGAUCCAUCAGCCACCCCUCUGCAGGGGCUUGUGAUGGCUGCAAUGGCUCCUAGACACUCAACUACUUCAUCUGUGGCAGGGAGAGAGGAGGCCGGAAGAACAACCCCUGAACAAUGGAGGCCUUUCUUUCCCGCUAGGCUCCCAGCCUCCUUCCCGCUACAGAAUCGCUCAGCAGCGAGGCUCAGCAGAAAGACCCGGAAGGCAGGCUGCAAAUGACCCAGAAGAGGGACCUGGGAGUCCUGGUGGGGGCGGGGAGGGAGUCUCAAUAUUCCUGUGCAGUGCAAGGUACUCUGAGGCCCCUCUGCAGUGCCUCUGCCAGACACACACUGCCUGAGUUGAAGACACACAGGCCACACAUUUCAGGCUGGUUGCCAGCGGACGUCAGCACUCACGGCCUGCAGGGACUCAGCACAGCUCUGGAUCCUGGAUCUCUCCUGCUGUAACCCCACGCACAAGCCUGCAGCCCCCAGAGCUCUUUGACAGGCUCCCAGGCCUCCCAGUCCUGGACAAGCAUGUCCUGUGCAGUCACGGGAGCUCAGCUCAGGCCAGGGCUGGGCUGUACACCUGCCUCCCACUGACCCAGACCCACUUCCUCCAGAGAGGCCUCUCUCUGCCUGAGCUAUUUCCCUUGCUAGUGUGCAGAUAUUUCCCUAACAUGUCCUUUUUUGUAUUUGUUUGUACAGACCAUAAAUAUAACUGUAGCUUUAAGACUACACAGGUUGUUGUGUUUGGUCAACAUGAAGCGUUUCUCAGAACUUCUCUGACCCAAGAAUGGUGAAGUGGUGGUACAGUGGCAGAGGCAGCCUCGUGGGCUCUCUUGCUGGGGCUCUGGCAGCUCACAGCACAUCUGCCCAGAUUCUGAGGUUCUGCACUGUGGGGCUGGGAGGGCCAAGUGGGGGCCCUCAUUCCUCACUCUAGCUGCCACCCUGCACCGUCCUUACGGCAAUACGCUUUUGUAGCAUGUUUGACUUUCCAAAACGUUUCCAGCAUCUUUCGGAUUUCCCCAACCAGCCCUUGGGGCAGUGGCCCUGUGCAAACCUUGGCUCAGGAAGGAGAUUGGGCUCGCUCCACACACCCUGUCGGCGACGUUGCUGGUCAGCACAAGCCCCUGUUGCUGUCCCUCGGCCCCUGCACUGCACCAUCUGCCCCUCAGCCCUUAAUUUAGACCAGCUGCUCAA